AUGCCUGACUACGCUUUUUAUUUUCCAAUCAAUCGGCCAUCCGCCAACUCUCUUCUAGCUCUGGAGCCGCGCCAAGAAUCGGCGCUGUUCUCAUUACCGGCUUUGAAAGAGCUUUACAACCAUGGCUUGCGACCAUCUUCCUUCCAUCCUUUCAAGAAUAGCUUUAAGGAGAAACACCUGAAGUGCUUUCCUUGGCUCGUUGUUGAGUCCAAGCCGAAACAAGGCACAAACGGCGCCAUCGCGCGAUUGAGAGAGGUGGCCUACUGUCAGGCCAUUAACGGCAGCGGUUGUGCUUCCAGACUCAAGGAGUUUCCCGCAUUAAAUGAGAGGAAUUUGCCUGGCCUGGCCGCAUAUCCCCCCAGUCCCAGCCGGGACUCCAGUGGGGCCGGAGGUAAAGGUCUGGAUACCGUAUUAUAUCGAGAACUCCCUCGCAUGUCGUUACAACGCGGUGAAAAGGAAGCAGAAACUGGCAAAGGGCUAUCGGCUGGGCCUUCCCGGAGACGAGAAAGCGGGACGAAAUUUCUCGCAGGACCAAUCGAGGUUGAAGUUGAUGGAAGUACCAGUGAUGAGGACUAUGACGAAAAUGAGGAAGAUGAUGAUAGUGGCGACGACGAUGAAGAAUGUGAGGAUGAUGACGAGACUGGCGAGGAAGAGAGUGAUGAGAAAAACCUUGUAUGGGACUAUGUUAGAAGGCAGGCUACUAAAGAUGCUGAACUCGAGGCCUGCCACGAGGAUUGGGGGUCUUGA
Molecule: messenger RNA, 747 nt
Organism: Fusarium verticillioides 7600
Lineage: Eukaryota; Fungi; Ascomycota; Sordariomycetes; Hypocreales; Nectriaceae
Exons: 4
Coding region: 1-747 (248 amino acids)
Source: RefSeq, a predicted model, not a curated record